ACACCACUCCAUCGCUCUCUCUAUAUAUGCUUCAAGGCAAACUCCAUCUUUGGUACACCCACCAAAGCCUCUUUCCCAUUACCAUCUUGCUUUGAAUUUGCAGGGUCAAACCAACAUGGUUUUGGCAAAAGAGGAUGAGAGUUUGGUGUAUGAUGUGAGGCUAUCCUCAGUUGGCCCUGGACGCUCCACCGGCUCGGAUGUUUUCCACAACCCGGGUGGCAUCGACUUGGCCAUGAAACUUCACUACCUCAGAGUCGUUUACUUUUUCGAUAGUGAGGCUGCUCAAGGCCUUACCAUCAUGAAAAUAAAAGAGCAAAUGUUCCCUUGGUUCAACCAUUACUUCAUCACUUGUGGCCGAUUCCGGCGAUCGGAACCUGGCCGGCCCUUCAUCAAGUGCAAUGAUUGUGGAUCCAGGUUCAUUGAGGCUAAGUGCGACAAAACCAUCCUUGAGUGGCUUGCAAUCAAAGAUUGGCCUUCCUACAAGUUGCUCGUUUCUCACCAAGUCAUUGGCCCUGAACUAUCUUUUUCUCCUCCUGUUUUGUUGCAGGUGACACAAUUUAAGUGCGGUGGAAUUUCAUUGGGUCUUAGCUGGGCUCAUGUUUUGGGGGACCCACUUUCAGCGUCAGAAUUCAUCAACUUGUGGGGCCAUGCAAUGAAUAAUUUAAGCCUGAAAAAGCCGUUUAACAUCCCAAGAUCCGUUCCAGAACCCCGACAACCCGGACCCGAUAAGGAUCCAGUUUCAGCAAAACGGAUAGACCCGGUGGGUGAUCAUUGGAUCCCACCCAACAACAAAAAAAUGGAGACAUUUUCCUUCCACAUAACCAGCUCCCAGAUGAACUACUUGCAAGUACAGAUUUGGGGUCCAACUGUUGACCAACAGCCUCCUUUUGAAUCCCUGUGUGCGAUUAUUUGGCGUUGCCUGGCCCGGGUUCGGGUAGGAUCCGAAUCCAAAAGCGUAACCGUUUGUAGAACGGACCCGUAUAAUAGGGGUAAUGAUAUCAUUGGCAAUAACCAAGCGAUAUGCAAGGUUGAGGCUGGAAGUGAAUGUUCUAUUGUUGACACUGAUCUGAGAGUUUUGGCAACCAUGCUCGCGGAUCAAGGUGUGGAUGAGACGAAGCAAAUUGAGGAAGCAGUUGAAAAAGAUCAAGGGGUGACUGAUUUCUUUGUCUAUGGUGCCAAUUUGACAUUUCUGGACUUGGAAGAAACCAAUGUUUAUGACUUGCGGUUGAAAGGACACAAACCAUCAUUUGUUUAUUACACCCUUCAAGGGGUUGGAGAUGAAGGCCUUGUUUUGGUUUUGCCAUGCCCAAAAGGUUCUAUCAAGAAUAACGGUGUUGAUGGCAAGUUUGUGACCAUGAUUUUACCUGAAGAUGACAUGGUGAAGCUUAAAUCUGAGCUCAAGAUGGAUGGUAUUUUGCUUCAUGGUAAUCAGUAAUGAGAUUAGAUUAUUAAGUAUGUGUCAAAAGAAUAAGUUUCCUUUUAUUUGGUAUGUUUGCGAGCAGGGAAAGAGUGUAGUUUGUAGUCCCCUUUUUAAGGCCAUGGAUUUGGGGAGCCCUUUAAGCAUUCGUGUGGCAUGAUCUACUCGUUCUCUAUGAGUUGUUAUUAAAUAAAUUAUUUUAUUG
Messenger RNA from Abrus precatorius (Indian licorice), 1622 nucleotides. Its product is annotated as protein ECERIFERUM 26-like. The coding region runs from base 116 to 1435 and encodes 439 amino acids. The transcript is spliced from 2 exons. Gene Ontology annotation, molecular function: acyltransferase activity, transferring groups other than amino-acyl groups. The record is from RefSeq and is a predicted model, not a curated record. NCBI's taxonomy places the organism in Eukaryota, Viridiplantae, Streptophyta, Magnoliopsida, Fabales, Fabaceae.